AAAUCACCGGUACCAAGAACACAGGGCCAUGGACCUCUCUCCGAUCAGAGAAGCUUUAGCGGCAAAAUCCUUCGAUAGGAUCGCCGAUCUCUGCGACAACCUUUGGCUCCAGGUCGCGGCUGAAGGAAUCCCUUAUCAUGAUGAAUGGCCUUACUUAAUCCAUCUCCUGGGACACAUUUACGCCGAUGAUCUCAAUAGUGCCCGUUUUCUCUGGAAAACAAUACCUACGAACAUCAGAGAGAGCAGACCUGAGCUAACUGCAGCUUGGAAUGUCGGUCAGAAACUGUGGACACAUGAAUAUGCAAGUGUAUAUGAAGCUAUUCGUGGUUAUGAUUGGAGUGAAGAAGCUAAAGAUAUUGUUGCUGCAUUCUCAGAUCUUUACACUAAAAAGAUGUUUCAGCUAUUGUUGUCUGCUUACUCCACUAUCACCAUCCGCGAUAUGGCACUGUUCCUAGGGAUGACAGAGGCUGAUGCCAUAAGUUAUGUAAUGCAGCAGGGGUGGGAGGUGGAUUCUGCUUCUCAAAUGGUGACUGUGAAGAAACAGACAACGAAGACAGAGCAGAAGCUGGAUGCUUCCAAGCUGCAGCGCCUGACGGAGUACGUGUUCCACCUUGAACAUUAGUGUAUAACUCUUCCCUAUUCAUUCGGGUUUCUCCUUUAAGAGAGUGGAAAAGAAAUACCAGACAUGCAGAUUUUGUGGAAGAAUCUCAGUUUAGAUGGCUUUUAUUUGUGGGAUAAUAUCAGUGUAUCCGUCUGGUUCUUAGCUUUGAUGUUACUUGAACAUGGGUCCAGCAUGGGAUAAGACAGGUUGGUAUCGGUCGAUUU
Tarenaya hassleriana is the source of this 825-nucleotide messenger RNA. Its product is annotated as COP9 signalosome complex subunit 8-like. Bases 29 to 622 code for a protein of 197 amino acids. Gene Ontology annotation, biological process: COP9 signalosome assembly; protein deneddylation. Gene Ontology annotation, cellular component: COP9 signalosome. The transcript is spliced from 5 exons. NCBI's taxonomy places the organism in Eukaryota, Viridiplantae, Streptophyta, Magnoliopsida, Brassicales, Cleomaceae. The record is from RefSeq and is a predicted model, not a curated record.